AUGAGGGAAGAAAACCAGUCCUCUACUCCAGGCUUCAUUCUCCUGGGAAUUACUGGUCAGCAGGAGCAGGAAGACGUCUUCUUCAUCCUCUUCCUGUUUAUUUACCCCAUCACAUUGGUUGGAAACUUGCUCAUGAUCUUGGCUAUCCACUCUGAUGAGCGCCUUCACAAUCCCAUGUACUUUUUCCUUGCCAAUCUCUCCUUUGUUGAUAUUCUAUUCUCAUCUGUGACUGUCCCAAAGAUGUUAACAAACUAUCUUUUGAGCAACAAAGCAAUCUCCUCUGCAGGAUGCCUAACACAGAUGUAUUUUAUGAUUGCCUUGGCCAACAUAGAUAGCUAUAUCUUGUCUGUGAUGGCCUAUGACCGUGCUGUGGCCAUCAGCCGCCCCCUUCAUUAUACAACAAUUAUCAGCCCAAGGUCUUGUAUCCUGCUUGUUGUUGGGUCUUGGGUAAUUGGAAACACAAAUGCUCUCCCCCAAACUCUAUUUACAGCCAGUCUUUCCUUCUGUGCCAAUAAGGAAAUAACCAACUUUUACUGUGACAUUAUACCUUUGCUAAAGUUGUCCUGUUCUGAUAUCUACUUUAAUGUGAAAAUGAUGUAUGUAGGGGUUAGUAUAUUCUGUGUGCCAUUAAUAGGCAUAGUUAUCUCCUAUAUUCGGGUCUUCGCCACGGUGCUGCGGGUUCCCUCCACUAAGGGCUUGCUCAAAGCCUUCUCCACCUGUGGCUCCCACCUCACAGUUGUUUCUUUGUAUUAUGGAACGGUGAUGGGCAUGUAUUUCCGUCCUCUGACCAGUUACAGUCUAAAGGAUGCAGUGAUAACUAUAAUGUACACAGCAGUGACUCCAAUGCUAAAUCCUUUCAUCUACAGUCUGAGAAACCGGGACAUGAAGGCUGCCUUGGGAAAACUAUUUAGAAAGAUAAUUUUCUCAUAA
Messenger RNA from Elephantulus edwardii (Cape elephant shrew), 930 nucleotides. Its product is annotated as olfactory receptor 1A1-like. The record is from RefSeq and is a predicted model, not a curated record. Gene Ontology annotation, molecular function: olfactory receptor activity; G protein-coupled receptor activity. Gene Ontology annotation, cellular component: membrane. Gene Ontology annotation, biological process: G protein-coupled receptor signaling pathway. The coding region runs from base 1 to 930 and encodes 309 amino acids. NCBI's taxonomy places the organism in Eukaryota, Metazoa, Chordata, Mammalia, Macroscelidea, Macroscelididae. The transcript has a single exon.